GCUAGUGGCGGGAGGAGUAAAGAUGGCGGCGCAGUGGUCUCCGCCUUCUCCUCCUGGCUGAAGCGCUCUGAGGGAGGCGGCAGCGGCCACCCAACCCGCUCCAGCAGUCCAGUAUUGGUCCUUUCGGCAGCAGCUGCCGAGGCCCGAGCAAUGGCGGAGCUAGAGCACCUGGGCGGGAAGCGGGCAGAGUCGGCGCGAAUGCGGCGGGCUGAGCAGCUGAGGCGCUGGCGGGGUUCGCUGACCGAGCAGGAGCCCGUGGAGCGUCGAGGCGCGGGGCGGCCGUCGCAGACGAGGCGCGGGAGUCCUCGGGUCCGCUUCGAGGAUGGCGCCGUCUUCCUGGCCGCCUGCUCCAGCGGGGACACCGACGAGGUGAAAAAGCUGCUGGCGAGAGGCGCCGACAUCAACACGGUCAACGUGGACGGCUUGACAGCCCUGCACCAGGCUUGUAUUGAUGAAAAUUUGGACAUGGUGAGGUUUCUGGUGGAAAACAGAGCCAAUGUAAACCAGCAAGACAAUGAGGGUUGGACACCCCUUCAUGCAGCUGCUUCCUGUGGCUAUCUCAAUAUAGCAGAGUAUUUUAUUAACCAUGGAGCCAGUGUGGGAAUUGUAAAUAGUGAAGGUGAAGUCCCCUCUGACCUUGCAGAAGAGCCAGCCAUGAAAGAUCUUCUUCUGGAACAAGUGAAGAAGCAAGGAGUUGAUCUAGAGCAGUCAAGGAAGGAAGAAGAGCAACAGAUGUUGCAGGAUGCCCGCCAGUGGCUCAACAGCGGGAAAAUAGAGGAUGUGAAGCAGGCUCGCUCAGGGGCCACAGCUCUGCAUGUGGCUGCUGCCAAAGGCUACUCUGAAGUCCUCAGACUUUUAAUUCAGGCUGGGUAUGAACUCAAUGUUCAGGAUCAUGAUGGCUGGACUCCUCUCCAUGCCGCUGCACACUGGGGAGUGAAGGAAGCCUGCUCCAUCCUGGCAGAAGCACUCUGCAACAUGGAUAUCCGGAACAAACUGGGCCAGACACCAUUUGAUGUGGCUGAUGAGGGUCUUGUGGAGCACUUGGAGAUGCUCCAGAAGAAGCAGAAUGUGCUUCGAAGUGAAAAGGAAACACGGAAUAAACUCAUUGAAUCAGACCUGAACAGCAAGUUGCAGAGUAGACUCUUCAAGAACAAAGAGAAAAUGCUUUAUGAAGAAGAGCAACCCAAGUCACAAGAAAUAGAGGAAGAAAAUAAAGAAUCCAGCAGCUCCAGUUCAGAGGAAGAAGGUGAAGAUGAAGCUUCUGAGUCAGAAACUGAAAAGGAGGCAGAUAAAAAAACAGAAGCCACUGUCAACCAUUCCAGUCCUGAAAACAAGAGUAGCGUCAUGGAGCAGAUACCAUCACCAACUCAGAAUACCUUCUCUGCCUCUUCUGCUAGGAGAUUCUCUUCCAGCCUUUUUAGCAAGCCGGAAGAGCCCAAAGAUGAAUCUCCUUCUUCAUGGAGACUGGGACUCAGAAAAACUGGCAGCCACAAUAUGCUAAGUGAAGUGGCCAAUUCCAGGGAUGCUCUGCGGGACCGAGGCCUUUCCAUCUACCGCUCUUCAUCAAGCCCCCGGAUCUCUGCUCUGCUGGACAAUAAAGACAAGGAAAGAGAAAACAAAGGCUAUUUUAGUUCACUAGUUCCCCGGAGGCUCAGCAGCACAAGUGACAUUGAAGAAAAGGAGAACAGAGAAUCAGCUGUUAAUCUAGUAAGGAGUGGCUCCUAUACCCGGCAGCUCUGGAGGGAUGAAGGGAAAGGCAAUGAAACCCAACAGAAAAUUGCUCCUUCCAACUAUGUAUCAACCUAUUUGAAAAGGACUCCUUACAGAUCCCAGGCUGAUUCUACUGCAGAGAAAGCAGCAGACAGUAUUUCUUCUGGUACCCCACUCUGUGUCAUCACUAAUCGCCCUCCACCUAACACUACCAAUGGGGUUACUGCUGCUUCUGUGCCCUCCUCUCCUGGAACAGACUCCUCUGUGGAAGGCAGGGAGAAGAGGAGGUCCUAUCUGACUCCUGUACGUGAUGAGGAAGCAGAGUCUUUACGGAAAGCACGUUCCAGACAAGCUCGGCAGACGCGAAGAUCUACUCAAGGUGUUACCCUAACAGACCUUCAAGAAGCAGAAAGGACUUUCAGCCGGUCAAGGGCAGAGAGGCAAGCUCAGGAGCAGCCUGGAGAGAAGCCUGUAGACACUGAAGCACCAGAGAAGAGCACUGAGAAGCAGGAUCCCUCCAUAGCCCCAGCAAAGGAAGCUGAGGAAGGUCAGCAACCCUGGGAAGAGCCUGUCUAUCAUCACAUGAGGUAUCCAUCUCAGCUAGACAAGCCCACAACACCAGUGUCUCCUUCUACAUCAAGACCUUCAUUCUAUACCAGUUCCCAUCUGCUACAGACAAGCAAAUCUUCAGCCCCUGAUUCUGAGAGUUCAGAGACCACCACAAAUACUACAACUGCAAAGGAAAUGGACAAGAGUGAGAGCAAAGAAGCAGAUUUAGAUGAUCAGUCCUCUGAUAGGCUUUCCAUCCGAGAGAGGAGGCGGCGGCGAAGAGGCACAGGCAUCAACUUCUGGACAAAGGAUGAAGAUGAGGGUGAUGUCUCUGAAGAGGUCAAAGAAACAUGGCAUGAAAGACUUUCUAGAUUGGAAUCGGGAGGUAGUAACCCCACAACCAGCGAUUCUUAUGCUGACCGGGCCUCAGCAAGAGCUCGUCGGGAAGCCCGAGAGGCCCGACUGGCCAGCCUGACCAGCCGGGUGGAAGAGGACAGCAACAGGGAUUAUAAAAGACUCUAUGAGAAUGCCCUCACUGAAAACCAAAAACUGAAAACUAAACUUCAGGAGGCCCAGCUAGAGCUGUCAGAUAUAAAAUCCAAGCUUGAGAAGAUGGCCCAGCAGAAACAAGAGAAGACCUCUGACCGAUCCUCAAUGCUGGAGAUGGAGAAACGGGAAAGGCGAGCCUUGGAGCGAAAAAUGUCAGAAAUGGAGGAAGAGAUGAAGGUGUUAACAGAACUGAAAUCUGACAACCAGAGGCUGAAAGAUGAAAAUGGUGCCCUCAUCAGAGUCAUCAGCAAACUGUCCAAAUAGAUUAGGCUCCAGACUUUGGAGGAGAGGGAGAGCAUUUGCUGCCUCACACCCUCUUUUCCAGCCAUGGCUUUCCAGCCAAAAGAAGUAAAUGUUUGGGUGGAAGGACUUUUUUUUUUUAACUCUUCAGUCACCUCUGCACUGUACAUUUCUCUCUGCACUCUUGAUUUUCCAUGCCCUCCAUGCCCCCCACCCCAGAUUUUAUGACAGUUUUAAUUGAAGCAUGAUUGUGAUCCUUCAAGCCUUCUGGAGAAGGCCUUGUGGAGUAAACCGAGCUCAGCUGUGGACCCCAACUUCUUGCCGCACUGCUGCUUUAUCUACGUUGGAUUUGGUCCAAACACGUAAGGCUUCUCCCCACAGCCUUUACGCUGACCUUUACAGUGCCCUCUGAUGUGGGUGAGUCCAGGACCCUGUCUAGGAUGCCAAGAGAAAGGGGAGGAUGUGGAAGGAACUGCAGAAUUGCCUCUGCAGCCGUAUUUACUAGGGUCUUAGGUGGCCAUGACUGCCUCAAGGUUCUUUAUUAUGCUUCACUUCAGAAACUGACUUAUUUUCAGAUUUUUCUAUCCAUAACCAACAUCCCUGACUAGUUUUAGCCCUUAUUCCUCCCUUUCUCCAAGGCUCAGAUAGCCCUGACCUCACCUAUUCCUGUACUUUCUGUCUUAUUCUCCCUUCCUCUUGCCUCCUAACUGAUGGUGUACAAGCUGGAACAGAAUACCUGACAGUCGUCUUUGGACAUUAUAGGAAAUCAUUACUCUGGAGACCAGAAAACCAUCACUAUCAUCAUCCUGGUAACUUGGUGACAGCAUCAUAACCCCUUUUCCCUGAAAA
Messenger RNA from Dipodomys ordii (Ord's kangaroo rat), 3897 nucleotides. It is a transcript of the gene Ppp1r12b, whose product is annotated as protein phosphatase 1, regulatory subunit 12B. Gene Ontology annotation, cellular component: A band; cytoplasm; Z disc. The record is from RefSeq and is a predicted model, not a curated record. The transcript is spliced from 24 exons. Gene Ontology annotation, molecular function: enzyme inhibitor activity; phosphatase regulator activity; protein kinase binding. The coding region runs from base 151 to 3072 and encodes 973 amino acids. Gene Ontology annotation, biological process: signal transduction. NCBI's taxonomy places the organism in Eukaryota, Metazoa, Chordata, Mammalia, Rodentia, Heteromyidae.